Messenger RNA from Pundamilia nyererei, 6622 nucleotides. It is a transcript of the gene atad5a, whose product is annotated as ATPase family AAA domain containing 5a. Gene Ontology annotation, molecular function: DNA clamp unloader activity; ATP binding; DNA binding. NCBI's taxonomy places the organism in Eukaryota, Metazoa, Chordata, Actinopteri, Cichliformes, Cichlidae. The transcript is spliced from 22 exons. Gene Ontology annotation, cellular component: nucleus. The record is from RefSeq and is a predicted model, not a curated record. Bases 371 to 5800 code for a protein of 1809 amino acids.
UCGCGCUCUUGAGUCACAACCGAACUGGCGCGCUAUUGAAACAGCCGCAGUAUGUGAAGAAAUACGAACCUUUGGUUCGGUUUCGGAGCAGUUCGGAAAAUAUCCGUGUAACCUUUUAGCACUUUGCCUUCUUAUAUACUUGUCUGACACGCCGGUAAAUGUUUGGAGCACUUCUGGGAUCUGUGGGAAGCUUUUAGACUAGCAUCUAGCGAAGACAGCUAGCUUGUUGUUUUACAGUAACAUAUUUCUUUUGGCACCAAACAGACUCACGCGAUGAUUUUAUGUUUAGUUGUUUGUUCAGUCAGUCGUAGACGUGAAUGACAAACCUUUGCAGCAAGUUCCGGUUCGGCUUCAUCGGUCUCGUCAGAAAAUGGCUGGUGUUGUGGCUAUGCCUUCUGUCAUUGAGGACUUUGACAGCCAGCCUUGCAAGAAAUCUCGCAAAGAUGGUGGCAGUCCUGUUGUCAAAACAAUCACCAACUAUUUCUCUCCUGUGCCUAAGCCUAUGGAGAAACCCUUCUCUCCUCCACGUUCCAACAACAUCAUGAACUACUUUAGCAAGAGGGCUCCAUCCUGUAAAGUGAAAACCAGCUCACCAGAGCAAACUAAAGAAGCAGGGAGGCCUCAUUUUGCAGAAAAACACAACAAUUCGGAGACGGUGAAACAGCUGUCUCAGAAACGGGGUCGAAAAACCAGCAAAGCUGCAAGGAAACUUGUGGGGGCUGAAGGUGUCAGUUCCACCGAGGAGUCAAGUUGCGUGACUGUACAAGAAUCCCAUGAAAGCAAAGACCAGGCUGUAGAUGCAGUUAAAAGUUUUGGAGUCCUUGGCAGCGAUACAGCAGCUCUACUGGCCCAGGUUAGUGCUGAGAGCUGCAUUCCUGCAGAAACAUCAGAGAAGAAUGCCACUAAGAUUAUCACGGAUGAGCAGGCUGAGAAAGAUGAUGAUCAGGAAGAUGGUUCUAAAUGUGUUGAACUUAAAACAGCACUAAACACUAUUGAGUUGUCUCCGAUUGUACCAUCAAAGUAUGAAGCAAAACAGGUUAAAACCACACCACAAAAUACCAGGAAGAGGCAGCAACAAGAGGCAAAGCAGUCAGAGGCAGAGGAGAAAGAAGCAGAAACUGAGAACUCGCUCCGUGAUGUAAGCACGGAGGUCAAUGUUGAUGAGUCUUCUCAGUUGAACAGCAGCACAGUAAGAAUCUCCUUUGAGGAUUUUGUGCGGAGUCAGAAUCAGGAUGAGGCUGAAGAGGACAGAGAAGAUGAAGAAGUAAAAGAUGAUGACCAUAAAAUUAAAAUUGAGACAAAGGAAACAAACUUGGGUGAGCUGGAUAUUUCCAAAUCUGAAGAAAACACGGUUCCUAAGGAGUCGCCAUCAUUUCAGGUUUCACCCCGAACUGUCACCAUCCAGGCUCAAGUGCACGUCUCACCAAAACAAGAACCAAGCAAAGCAGUGGGAAAGUUGGCUUCCAUCUUCAACCGGAGAAAAGGCGGGCGUAGUCCUGCAGAGAGAUUCUCACCUUCUCUCGCAGAAGCUGGACACCAGCUUCCUUCUCUGACUACCAAACGGAAAUCCAACGUGGUUCUCCAGGAGGAGGAUCUAGAGCUGGCAGUGCUCGAGAGCGAAUCCACUCCUAAGUACAGUGAAGUCGAGAGGAAGCAGUUCAUGGCCGCUUUUAAGCAGCCCACUGCAGACUGCUCCAAAUCCAAGCCUGUCAAGAGCCAAAGCAAGCAGAAGCAACCAGAAGAGCAAAGUUUGGAUGCUGCUGAUAAAGCUGCUGAAGCUGAAACUGAAAAUCUGCUGACUGUUGAGCAAACAUCUCAACCCUCUCAAGGAAAGAAAGCCACUAAGAAGAAACCAGCAAAAAAGGGGGGAAAGAAAGCUAAAGAGGGAGAGGAGACUGUGAGUGCGUCUCCUGAUGCUGCUGCUGAGGAAGAAACGCCAAACAUGACUGUUGAGGUCGAGGAGAAAAGGCCAGAGUCUCCCAUCACCAUAUCUCCGUCCAUGCCAGCUCUGAGAAGAUCCAGACGGGAGGCCGUAGUGCAGAAAACAUCUGAAACCACCCCAACAAGUCCUCUCAGAAAAACCAGGAGACAAACUCAAACAAAGUCAAAGGACACUGAUGUUACUGCUUUACUUCAUCCUGAGGACAGCCCCAUAAAGAUGUCCACCCCAAAGACCCGCAAGUCCAAAUAUGGCAUCUUUCAAUCGGACCUGACGUGCCCGCCUGACGAUAAAGAGAGUCCAAUCAGGAUGAAAUUUACGCGAUCCAGUAAAAAUGUUUCCACAUCUAAGGCUGAAGGCAUAAAUGCGUCUUUGCCUACUAAAACAUCGAGUGAAUCUAAGAAGAGAGAACAGGCCAAGAGGUUGGUGCAAAAAGCCAAAGUGAUUCAGCAGAAUAAAAAAACUUUGGAGGAGAAGAGCUCUCUGAGGCGCUCAUCGCGAACUUCCAUCAAGAGGAGCUACUGUGAAGAUGAGGAUUCUGUCAUCUGCGUUGAUGACCAGACUGCCUCUCCUCUCAAAGAACCUGAAAAGAUGAAAACCCAGAAGCCUUUACGCAGUCUGAAUGAUGUUUUGGGCAAAGCCGCCCCACCUGGCAAAGCCUCUUCGGGCUCCAGAGUGGGCUCACACAGCCAAGACAAGACUGCUCGCAAGGUGUCAGCCGUGAUCUCCAUCUUUGAUGACAGCAGCCGCGAGGGCUCGGAGAACUCGCAGGAUGAUGAGCAUUUCAGGGCGCGCAGAGAGUUCCUGAAGAGCGGUUUGCCCGAGUCCUUUAAAAAACAGAUGGCCAAGACUGCUGCCACGAAGGAGGCAUACUCUGCCUCCUGUUCCUCCUUUCAGCUAGUGACACACACCAGGCAACCACCAAACGAUUGCUCUCUCUGGAGUCUGCCAUGGCCCGAGUCCUCAUUACUGUGUCAGCUAAAAGAGCUUUGGAGGCAAACAUCCAAACCUCUGCCAGCAGUCAGCGGCUCGCUUUGUGUGAAGACUGCACCAGCCUGUCGGAGCUUUUGUAAAAGGGGUUCAGGCUGGAGACCUGAGAUCUCUGAAAGUGUUCGUCAGCUUCUAGUUGAGGAGUUCAGCACCAGCAACCCUCAGUUCCCUGCACAGAUGUUCAUCGCUCACUUCCUGAAGAAACGCGCUGACCAUCAGAAGCAGUUUACACACUCAGAAGAAGAGGCUGUGACCAGAGAUGCAGCUGAACCAGCGGGAGGGAAGAGGAAAAGAACGAGUGAAGGAGAAAAUACGGCAAAGGUGGCUAAAAAGCGGCGAUCCAACCAUUCAGAGGAGAACGUCUCCACAGCAGAGCCAACGAAGCGUGGAGGCCGUACAAGACGAUCUCAGAGAUCCAGGCGAGGAGAGGAGGAAGAGGCGACAGAGAAAACCAAGCCUCCACUCCAUCCUGCUCCCAUCCCACCUGACGAUGACAGCGUGUGCAUAGUAGAGGACUUGCUUUCAGGAGAGGACACUGGGAAUAAAGAUGUGGUGAAGGAGGACGUGCUCUGGACUGACAAAUAUCUACCACAACACUCCAGUGACAUCAUAGGCAACACCGCCUCAGUGAGGAGGCUGCACAGCUGGCUGAAGGAAUGGAAACUCCGUGCUGACAGAGAAGAAAGAAAAAAGCAGAAGGAGAAGAAAAAAGAGGACGGCAGCUAUGACUCAGACUGGGACGGUGGAGAGGACGACUCCCAGGAUGGAGAGGACAUGUUGUGUAACACAGUGCUGAUCACAGGUCCCACUGGAGUAGGAAAGACUGCUGCAGUGUAUGCUUGUGCCCAGGAGCUGGGCUUCAAGGUGUUUGAGGUGAAUGCUUCAUCGCAGCGAAGUGGUCGUCUUAUUCUGUCCCAGCUGAAAGAAGCCACUCAGUCACAUCAGGUGGAUAGUCAGGGGGUCAAUGCCCACAAACCCACAUACUUCAACAGCUAUGGCACAAGCAGCAGCACCGGCUCUCUCAGACCUGGAUCUUCUCCAAGAAAGCUGAACUCCCCUCGCAGGGUGGUUUCCUCCCCCAGGAAACCGCAGUCGCCCAGAGGUGUUAAAAAAGGAAGCCUGACUCCAGUUUCUUUAGCUAAAUUCUUUAAAACAGCGGCGUCCAGCACCAAGGAGCCACAAAACACUACAAAAGCUGCUUCCAAGAAAGUUGGGAAAGCAAAUGAGGCUGUCCUUCCUGUGAAAUCACCACCAGCUCCCAAAGAGAAGGGCAGCGAAGAACAGAGCAAGAAGACGGCAACGUCGCUCAUCCUGUUUGAAGAAGUGGAUGUUAUAUUUGACGAGGACUCUGGAUUUCUAGCUGCCAUCAAGACGUUCAUGACGACGACUAAGAGGCCAGUCGUCCUCACGACCAGCGAUCCGGCUUUCAGCAGCAUGUUUGAUGGAACCUUUGAGGAGAUACAUUUCAAGGCCCCAUCUCUGUUGAACGUGAGCAGUUACCUGCAGCUGCUGUGUUUGGCUGAGGACAUGAGGACGGACCCCGCGGACAUCCGGUCUCUGCUCAGACUCAACGGCUGCGACAUCAGGCAGAGUUUGCUGCAGCUGCAGUUCUGGACUCGCAGUGCAGGCGGCCGCCACGGGGCAAGGCCUUUAGUGCCGACGGGCAAAAAUGAAACUGAAGUAAAGCCAGAAGCUGAAGAGGCAGCAGACAAAUCCACCCUGCCUCCCUGUGACACUGGCUGCACUGAGAGCAAGCUGGGCCUGCUCAAUAAUGGACAAGAGAGAGACGUUUUGGAGCUGCUCAAGAGCCACAGUCUGGUGGAGGAGCCCAGUUGUUGUGAGCUGCUGACGGACUGCAAACGACGUGGAGUCGACUUGCUCUACUCGAACAUGGAGCUCCUUUUACCUCUGCCGCUCACACAUCUGACUACCUCUACCCGCAGCCCAGAGCAGUGCGCUUCUGUAUCGCAAGACCAGCCUUCUGCCAGUCCGAAAGAGCAACCGUCAUCCACGCUGCUAUCGACAGAGUCAGCUGAUUGCUCAGACAGCAACAGUCCAGUCAAAAUGUCUAACAGGAUGAGGAAGAACAAGAGGAGACACCAUCUACCUGACCAAGCUGGAGCUAACUCUGACUCAGACUCAGAAGAUAGAUUUCUUUCUCUCUGUAAGCCUCAGAACGCUCCUCAGGCCAAAGAGAAAUUCAAAGCUUCAGAAAGGGCUAAAAGGAAGCCGCUGACUCCUGAGGAGCGCUUAAAAAGCCUCCCAGUGUCACAGUGUCUGGAAUCAAUAGCAGACUUUUUAGACAGCAUGUCCUACAUGGACUCGUUGCUCGACAGGGCUGACAGUCACAGAGGUCUGUCAUCUGUAAGUGUGGUCAUAAAAGAUGGGAUGACAGACGAGUCAAGUGUGGAGGCUGAAAGAGGGAGCUCGAUGACAGCAACUGGCCUGGAGAUCCAGGCGGCGGUCGAGGCUCUGAGCUUCCGCAAGUUCCGGGUAUCAGCAGAGGAGGCUUUGGAGAGAACACGACAGCUGGAAGGGGAGCUGGCCAAAGAGGCUGCAGCAGAGCUCAGCCUCCCCGUGGCUGCUCAUCGGGAAUGUUUCAGCUUCACACAGGACGGGCCCUCAGAGCCACAGUUGGUCGAGCGGAGGAGAGAAGUGAUGGAGAGUCUGAUGCUGAAAGGAGUGUUUGGUACACUUGGCAACAGUCCACCAGCUGCUCUGGACUAUUUACCAAUCAUGCGCUGCAUCUGCAGAUCCGAGAAGCUUAAGGAGCAAGGCAAAGUUAAGCGAAGGUUUCUGCACUACCUCGACGCGAUCCACUUGGGUCUCGAAAAAAGGACUCUACAGCUGCUCGCUGAAGAUUUCCCCUAAAACAACAAAGACGACCAGACUGGACUCCACAGUCACACACAGGCCCUCAAUAAGUACUCUCUGGCUCUCAGAAGGACUGGUGUACAGAUCUAAAUAAGUGUGUGUCAUCCUCUGAGAUGGUGACAGAGCACACGGUCAGAGGCGUGUGAGCACAGAGGACCGCUUCCACAUUGGUACCAACAUAGAGGCGACUGAAUAGUAAAGAUUUAAUCUGAGCUAAAGGACGGACAACUAACUAACCUCACUUGUGUCAUCUUUUGGUGCUCUAAAAACUAAAAUUUUACAAUUUUGUCAUCUUUAUAUUUUUGUACAGUAGUGCUCUAUAGGGAUGCGUAUCGGUGGUUUUUAUUUUGCAAAGUGCUGUUUUUAUGAAGUAAAAAAAUGUUUCUUCUUCUUCUUACUAAGCCCCUGGGGUCCCUCGUGUGUGGGUGUGUGCAAAAUAUAAUUUGUAAGUUACUGAAUUGAAGUGCACAUGCAUGUCUGGCAGCUUCAGAUGUCUGCAGCCAGCACAUCUUUCUGCACAAUAACUUACAAUUAAAGGAAUUAAAAGAAACAAAAACAAAAAAAAACGACUUCACGGGCUCCAUGCUUUACACCACAUGUAAGAGAUUAACAUGUAAAAUAAAUCUUGCUUCUGUAUUUGUGUAAAUUGUCACUGAUUUAUUUCUUUUAUUAUUAUUUUGGUUCAUACAGUUAAUAAAGACGUGCAGCUCUUGAUCUAAAGCUUACUGUGACAUCAUCAGUCAUUUUGCUGUCUUUAAUGCUUUAAAUAUGGACACUUUCUUCACCACAGUGGGGAUUUCCUUACACAGCAAUAAACGU